Molecule: messenger RNA, 3187 nt
Organism: Rubroshorea leprosula
Lineage: Eukaryota; Viridiplantae; Streptophyta; Magnoliopsida; Malvales; Dipterocarpaceae
Source: the annotation of a GenBank genome assembly
CCACCUCUUUUUCCUUUCUCUCACUCGCCUGACCAGCAAACAUACUCACACUCGUCCCGGCACAACACCUCUUUCCGCUUCUUUCUCAUUUCAGUUGCAGCAAAUCAAGCAACGACACAAAUCAACAAAGACUGCUAAAGAUCUUCUCUGUUCUCCGGUUCUUCCGUCAAACGCCGCCGACUUCGCAUCUCCCGGUCCAAUCCGAGCCUUCUGCCGGAUGAAGUCCACCACCAAUACCAUGAACCCUCUCAUCACCUUCGAUCACAAGAGGGAUGCUUAUGGUUUUGCUGUGAGACCGCAACACGUUCAAAGAUACAGAGAAUAUGCCAAUAUCUACAAGGAGGAAGAAGAGGAAAGAUCAGAUAGAUGGAAGAGCUUCCUGGAGUGCCAAGCAGGGUUUGCUCAAGCACCUGACAAUAACAUAUCUUCUGAGGAAGGUAGUAAAGGAUCACAUGCUGAAGUCUCAGUGGAAGGAGUGGUAGAUGCAGUAGAUAAGGAUGAGGGAGAUGAUUCAAAUCAAAAAAAGUCUGACCCUGAUCUUUCACCAGAGAAUGCUACAGGAAAAGAGGACUUACAGUCUGCACCUGAGAAAAGGAGGCAUCAGAUCCAAAUAUGGACGGAGAUUAGGCCAUCCCUUCGGUCCAUUGAAGAUAUGAUGAGUAUCCGUGUAAAGAAAGGACAUUUAUUGAAAGGUGAGCAAGUGACUGGGAGAGGGAAGCCACUACUUUCGACAGAUAAUGCCAGAGCUCUGAAGGGAGCAACUGAGGAGGAUUCUGAGGAUGAAUUUUAUGAUGUGGAGAGAUCUGACCCUACUCAGGAUGCCUCUUCUGGUGACAGUGUGAGUUCUACAACAUCAGGGGCUGCUCUAGCUGCAGAUGCAGCAUAUCUGGAAUCUUUAUUUCCAUGGAGAGAAGAAUUGGAAGUUCUUGUCCGUGGUGGAGUACCAAUGGCUCUUAGGGGAGAGCUCUGGCAAGCCUUCGUGGGUGUGAAGGCUCGUCGAGUGGAGAAAUAUUAUCAGGAUCUGCUGGCUGCAGAAAAUAACCCUGGCAACAAUAUUGAACAACAUGGGUCGCUAUCAGCCAAUAAAGGUUCAAGCACAGAGUCUGUAUGUGGCCCUGAGAAAUGGAGAGGGCAGAUAGAGAAGGAUUUGCCUCGAACAUUCCCAGGUCAUCCUGCUCUGGAUGAUGAUGGUAGAAAUGCUUUGAGACGGUUAUUAACGGCUUAUGCUCGGCAUAAUCCCUCUGUUGGGUAUUGUCAGGCCAUGAAUUUCUUUGCUGCUUUAUUGCUACUUCUGAUGCCUGAAGAAAAUGCCUUCUGGUCGUUGAUGGGUAUUCUUGAUGACUAUUUUGAUGGCUAUUACUCAGAGGAGAUGAUUGAGUCUCAGGUUGACCAACUUGUUUUUGAGGAAUUGGUCCGUGAGAGAUUUCCUAAACUGGUCAAUCAUCUAGAUUAUCUGGGAGUGCAGGUGGCGUGGGUCACUGGACCGUGGUUCCUUUCCAUUUUUAUGAACAUGCUUCCUUGGGAAAGUGUUCUUCGAGUCUGGGAUGUGCUCCUAUUUGAGGGAAAUCGUGUUAUGCUCUUCAGAACGGCACUUGCUUUGAUGGAGUUAUAUGGCCCUGCAUUAGUUACAACUAAAGAUGCUGGAGAUGCAGUUACAUUGCUACAGUCACUGGCUGGCUCAACUUUUGACAGCAGCCAACUUGUGUUAACAGCUUGCAUGGGCUACCAAAAUGUCAAUGAAAAAAGGUUACAAGAGUUAAGAGAUAAGCAUCGGCCAGUCAUAAUGGCUACAAUUGAGGAAAGAUCAAAGGGACUUCAAGCUUGGAGGGAUUCUCAGGGCUUGGCAUCUAAGCUAUAUAAUUUUAAGCAUGACCCUAAGUCUGUGUUGAUGGAAGCCAAUAAGACAGCACAAAAUGGGGAGUUAUCUCGUUCAGAGUCUGGAUCCACUAACGCAGAUGACGUCCUUGUUAGCCUAACUGGAGAUGCUGAGAUGGAUUCUGUUCCAGAUCUUCAGGAGCAGGUUGUAUGGUUGAAGGUUGAAUUAUGCAGGUUGCUGGAGGAAAAAAGAUCUGCUGUCCUCAGAGCUGAGGAGUUGGAGACAGCUUUAAUGGAGAUGGUUAAACAGGAUAAUAGACGACAAUUAAGUGCAAGGGUGGAGCAAUUAGAGCAAGAGGUUGCUGAUGUUCGCAAGGCACUUGCCGAGAAGCAGGAACAAGAAAAUGCAAUGCUUCAGGUCCUGAUGAGGGUUGAGCAAGAGCAAAGAGUAACAGAGGAUGCCCGCAGAUUUGCUGAGCAAGAUGCUGCUGCACAGCGAUAUGCUGCUCAAGUGCUCCAGUUGAAAGAUUACUGGAUAAUGGAAUGGAACUGUGUUUUUGUGAAGAAGAUUCAUGGGAAAGCUGACAAAGAACAUGUGAUUGUUUAUGAAAAGUAUGAAGAAGCCACUGUAAAACUUGCUGAGAUGGAGAAAAGAGUGAUAAUGGCAGAAUCAAUGUUGGAGGCUACCUUACAGUACCAAUCUGGUCAAGUCAAAGCACAACCUUCUCCACGAUCAUUGAACUUGGAUUCUCCAUCACGAAACAUUCAAGAGCCUGCACAAGAAGUGCCUGCAAGAAAGAUUAGUUUACUUUCCCGGCCCUUUGGUCUUGGCUGGCGUGAUAAAAACAAGGGAAAGCCCGCUGGAGCUGAUGGACAUAAUGAUGGGAAGCCCUUGAAUGAAGGACAGAGUCGAGACACCGAGCAGAAAGACAUAACUGGCCAGGAGAAGCCCUUGAGCGAGGAGCAGAGUCCAGACACUAAGCAGAAAGACGUAAAUGACAAGGACACCGUGCAGAAAGACAUGAACGGUGUUGCAGAACAAGAUAAGCAGUAAGAGAAUUGACAGUUAAUCAUGUCACUGCCUCUUUGGAUAAAUUCAUCAUUUGCCACAGUAGAUAUUCUUUUUCCUCUUCAUUGCUGAUUUAGUGACGGUGUAGUUACUGGUCUGUAAUUGUUUUUUGGUAAACAAAUAUAAAGCUCAUAUUAAUCUAUUGUUUUGUUCUUUUAUUAGGUAGUACUCAAUAAACAACGGUUUAGAAGUGAAGUGCAUGUAAGAGCAGGGAGAUAAGAUAGGAAAUCAACUGUAUCAUAUUUUCUUCUUUAAAUCAUAAUUUUCUUGGGAUGGUUUUCUCUAUAAAAUACUUUUCAUCUU